AUGUCGCUCAUUCGUCAAGCCCGCUACGAAAACGAACUUCGUCGGUGUUACUGUGUAAGCCAUUUUCCCCUUGUUCUUUUGAUAAAACCUUUCCAAAUUAGACCCGUACGGACUGCGAUAACACCUGUGACGUGGCGAAAUUCUGCGAAAAAAUUGCCGAUAGAAUCCUCAAGGAUUCGUUCAUGAAGGACGUCGAAAUUGCCUUCGUCGAGCAGGAUACCAUCUCCGGAGUUCUGCGAGGAGCACAUGGCGACUACUGCGAGAUGUUCAGUGACAAUGUGAGUGGGGAAAAAGUGUUUGCAGAUUAUAUGCAAACACCCUUUCGUCCGUCUGAUUCACAGAUUUCACCAUCAAAGUUCAGGCGAUCGAGAUGGACGCCCACAUGCGUUUCAUCAAGGACAGCGUGUUCCGUGCCACUGUCGUCAUGCAGUUCAUCUACAAUUGCACCAUGGGAGUUUUCAAAAGCUGCCAAAGUACAAACCCAAUCCUAAAGGGGAGAAUCUUGCAAUUUGAGUACUUACAGACCGCAUGCUGCACCAGUUUCUAGUUGAUCCGUGCGGUCGCAUCAUCCCGGAGAACGGGGACUUUGUCUUCCGCAUCAUCACCAAUCCUCGCUUCAACUUCAAGAACCUUCUUCUCUCCUCGCUAAGAAUCUUGAACUAUGAGAUCCAGCGCAUCGAGUUCACUCGGGUGUGCAUUCAUGAGUUUGUCCAGGUGACUAGUUUCCUGUCUUCUGUCAGCUCAUAGAAUCGUCCUUAUUCAGUUCCUGGAGCUGCAACUCCCGCAAGUAGAGACUGCUAACCAGAAUUUGGCCAACAAAGUGGUGGUGGAAAAUCGUUAUGAUCUGCAGAAAGCUUCGAAGCAACACAAUUUCUUGUGGAAGACGUACCAGGUGUGGCACAACAAGAACCGUCAGUUCUUGCUCACCACCGAGAGACUGAUGGCGUGCAACUUGUGCAAGCUCAUCCGCAUGGUAGCCUUAUUGUUUUAGGCAAAAAAAUAAUGAUUGAUUUCAGCGUGACAUGCACGUGGCGGUGCUCAGCAACUGGCGCGACUUCUCGGUCAUUCCGGACUAUCUCCAUCCGCGUCACUUCGAGAGUCUCUUUUUCAAGCUUUGA
Molecule: messenger RNA, 1118 nt
Organism: Caenorhabditis sp. 36 PRJEB53466
Lineage: Eukaryota; Metazoa; Nematoda; Chromadorea; Rhabditida; Rhabditidae
Source: the annotation of a GenBank genome assembly